AAUUUCCGACCCGCGUGGCGCGUGAAAGGAAAAAAAUUUGCAUGAAGUGCACAUGCAUCGCAAAACACGGAAAAGUAAGAAAAGAGCGAGAAAAUAAUAAUCUUGACGAAAAAAAAAUAGGAGAAAAUAGCGCGUGAACGGGAACGAGUGGAAUGUUUUUCGCAAGGACCGCAACGAGUACUUUUUAUGCACCACGAACAACUCGUUCUCGUCAAGGCUUUCGGAGGAAAGCUAUUCGCUUUUCCAUGGGGUGAAAAGGUUGGGAAAAGUUUUUUUCAGCUUUCCAAUGACGCGGAGAAAGAAUCAAACCGGAAGCCCCGUGGCUUCGCGACGAUUCCGACGAUUCAUUUUCCUGGCGAAAUCGAUCCGUGA
This is a messenger RNA of Notodromas monacha, 372 nucleotides long. The record is from the annotation of a GenBank genome assembly. NCBI's taxonomy places the organism in Eukaryota, Metazoa, Arthropoda, Ostracoda, Podocopida, Cyprididae.